AUGUCACAAUUUUUCAAAAAUCCUGCGAAGUGUGACAUUUCGUGUGAUUAUGUGAAGGAUUAUGUGAUUUAUGGGCUCCAAAAAUUCGUCUCUGAAAGCGUUUGUCGGAGUUUUGAUGAGCCCGGUGACAAUGGGAAAAUGUAUAUACAGAGAAUUCUGAAACAUUCUGGCAACAAAUUCCGAAUGUACGGAUCCGCAGACGAGCUGACCGAGGAAAUUCGAAAAUUCAAGAAUUUUCCGGAAACCUAUCGAUUAUUUGGCGAUCAAUAUUUCUCAUUGAAUACCCCAGAAAUCUACUACAGCCUAAACCGAAAGAAGCGUUUUAUCAACAGGGCAGAUUUAUAUGUGCUCCUUCAUAAUAUGAUAAUUUCCACUAUAAAACAUGAGGCCCCGAAAUAUUUCCAAGCCAGUGUCGAAAAAUUGAUUCUGGAGCUAGUUCCACCGCCCGGCGGGCCGGUAGAACACGUGGAAUUGGGGAAAAUCGAUUUUCGAGGGAUUCUGGAGCAUAUUCAGAGGCUUUAUAAGCUUUCAAAGAAUUUUAGCCAAAAUGAGCUGGGAGAGUUCGAUAUUUUCGAUGAUUUGGAUUAUGAAGAGAGGAAGAAAUUCGAUAAAAUCGAUAAGAAAAAGACGAGAAAAUCCCAAAAAGAUGAGAUUUUACAGCGAUUUUUAGAUGCAAAAUUUUUGGAUAGUCUGGAAGAGAUAAUCGAUAAAUUUGAGGAUAUUUUUGAAUUUGGUUAUAGCCCCCAAACUAUUCGAGUUUUCGAGGACGGCAAAAAUUCGAAAUUUGUGAUCCGAAGAGAGAUUUUUGAGGCGAUAAAUUUGAAUUCAGAAUAUUCAGAAGGCAUUGAAUAUGACGAUGAAAAGGAGAAUAUCUCUAGAACUAUCGAUUUUAGAGAUUUGAAAAAUCUUUUUGGGGAGCGAUUGGGGGAUAUUGAGUUCAUCCGCGUCCCGAUCCGUCGAACGAAACACAAAGCCGUCUACAUCCAAGGACCCAGCCGAGAAAUACUGUACAUUCUAAUCCAAGAUGCAUUUUUUGAAAUUCUGAAAUUUCUUAUCCAUGGAGCGAAGUUGUUCCAAAAGUGUCACAAAAAAGAGGAAAUUUUGAAAUUGCUCACCGAAUUUUUUCAAGUUUUUCAUAGUGAUUUUGACUGCAAAUGCUUCAUCGCAGUUAUCCAUAUGCAAAAACUAAAAGAGAAUCUUUUCUCGAAUUUUCAAAUAAUCAAUAAUCGAAAAAUCAAAGAAAUUCGAGAUGUCUCUGGAUUCAGCCAACGAGAUUUAGAAUCAGAGCUACAGUAUCUGGGUCUCACAACGACGUUUCCGGAAAUUCGAAAUUUCGCGGAAUUGGUGUAUUCUGAAGUGGAUAGAAAUAAAAGGGAGCGAAUUCUGAGAACGUGCGAUAUGUUCGACGCCGUUGAGCAGUGCCAAAUUAUCUGCUUUUUGAAUAUGUUCCCGGAACUCAAAUACUUCCUUCACGACCAAGAAGCGUGUCAUCGUGUCGUCGGGCUGAAAUGCAUGGAAUGUGAAAAGGAAAUUGCUGAAAAAAUGCAAGAAGCUGCUGAAAAUGCGAAAAUAUCGCCGAUUUUCUAUGAAAAUCUCUCGAAAAAUGAGGAAGAAAAUGAGGAAAUUUUGAAUGAAACGAUGAGAAUUAGCGAUUCAGAAGACGAAAAUCCCGAAGACGUCGAUUUGCUCAAAUACUUCUUACGACCAAGAAGCGUGUCAUCGUGUCUCUGGCUGAAAUGCAUGGAAUGUGAAAAGGAAAUUGCUGAAAAAAUGCAAGAAGCUGCUGAAAAUGCGAAAAUAUCGCCGAUUUUCUAUGAAAAUCUCUCGAAAAAUGAGGAAGAAAAUGAGGAAAUUUUGAAUGAAACGAUGAGAAUUAGCGAUUCAGAAGACGAAAAUCCCGAAGACGUCGAUUUGGUGACGUGGGAGAUUGUGGAAGCGGCGGAAAUUCCGAAUUUAGAGCACCAGAAAAUCAAUAAAAUCAAAGAAAAUCCACUGGAAUUGGCGACGGAAAUGCUCGGGAAAAGCCUGAAACUCGUUGCUGAAACUAAAAAUGAGCUGAAAAUCGCGCGAGAGCUUUUGGAAAAAUCGGAGAAGAGAUUGGAGGAUGUGGAGACAGAAUUGAGGGAUUUAAAGAACUCGCCAACCUUCUACUAUAGCUUGAAGGAUAGCGAUAAAUACAUUGCCAAAUCGGAUCUUUUUGUGAUUCUUCAGAAUAUCAUGUUUAAUAUUUCGGACACCUCUGAUUUCUGUUUGCUUUCAAUUUUUAUUGGUCAUCUCAAGCUCCAAGAGCAACGAAUUGGCUCUAAUUUCGAGUUUGUCAAAUGCGAUGAAUCGAUUUUAGAGGAAUUUUACAACUCAAUGCUUCGAAUUUGA
Caenorhabditis briggsae is the source of this 2373-nucleotide messenger RNA. Gene Ontology annotation, biological process: innate immune response. Bases 1 to 2373 code for a protein of 790 amino acids. The record is from RefSeq and is a predicted model, not a curated record. Gene Ontology annotation, cellular component: membrane raft. Lineage: Eukaryota; Metazoa; Nematoda; Chromadorea; Rhabditida; Rhabditidae. The transcript has 10 exons.